GUUGAGAAAAAAAAGUGGCAUUUCCCCUCCCUUCAAUUAGCUGCGAUUUCUCCAAUUGUUUGUCUUAAUCAUUGAAAUUUCUGAAACAUACUAGGGAAGAACACAGGAAGGUUCUGCGAUUUCAGGAUGGGCAGAUCUGAUGCAGGACCGACUGUUCAUGUGCGCACCAGACGUGAUCCUGUGGUUGACUUUUGCAGGAACUGGUGUCCACCACUUGUGGGGGAUGGGAAGAGGAAAACUGUGUACAUGCGCUUUGGGACAUUCCUGGCUCUGCCCUUUGCGCUCUGUGCUGGAUUAUACUUCCACCACAACAGAGGUCCUUCUGAAAAGAUGAAACAUUACUACAAGAGGCUGGACCAGAUAUAUGACUAUGAUGAUGAUGAACACACUGAAUCAGGAUGGAACAAGUCCUCAUGGUUCCUGCUGACAAUGUCAGUACUUGUAGUGGUGGUCUAUGCCUUCAGAUCAGUGAUCAGAAGAAAGCCAGAGUUGAUACCUGGGUCAGGAAUAGCAGAAGGUCUCAGACAAUGGGCUACACCAUCUCCAUCAGCAAAUAGUCCUCUGCCACCCAGUGGGGACACAGUGACAAACCUUGGAUUUGGGGCAGGACAAACUUCACCAACUCUUUUGAACCCUGAGUUUCACCAGAGGAGACUAGGAUCCUUCAUUGUCCAAAUUUACUUGAUGAAGGGUUCCAGGACUCCCAUCAACACAAGCAAUCUUGGUUACCUGUCUUCCUUCCUGCUCAAUGCUGAUGUAUUCCUGUCCACCCUCCAAGAGUUUUUGAGGGAGUCACCUAAAGCAGUUAUGAUGAGCAUGUGUGGGAGAUGCAAGGCUAGGCUGGAACACCUAUGCCCCAGGUGCUAUGGACACUGGCAAAGUCAACACCAGCAAUGGCAUGCCCCUCAUGAUCAACUCCACAAUAACUGUCACAACUUGAGGGAAGAAACAGCUUCAGAGACUGGAGAAAAAACACCAGUGACUCUGGAUGAUACUGUGGAUCAGGAACCUGAGCUCUGUGAUGCUUGUCACAAUGUGUUUGAGCCCUUUGACACCCCAGUGAAGAAGGAAGAAGGCUGUGGGUGUGGUUGUGGGAAGAAACCAUCUUCCAACAAUAGGAGCCACUCAAUAAUGAGUACCCCUGUCAGCAAUUUUCUUGGAAUUCAGAAAAUGGAUCCAAUGUUCAACUUGCCAGGCCAAGGCCAAGUCAUAUCCUCAAUUCAAAGCUUCCCUAUGGACAAGCUUGGGGAACUUGCUGAGAUCCUGACUCCAGAGCAAAUAGCAGAACUGUGUUCAACUAUUGGAAUUGGAAAUAUGUUAUCUAUCCUAAAAUCCUCUUGCAACAUUUCUACUUUAGCUCAACUUUUCUUGGACUCAGCUAAAGAAGAAUUGGUGGCAGUAGUAACACAGGUUGAUCCAAUGGAGACAGUGGAGCUCUUGAGCCAAGGACCAGAUCUUUUCAAGGUCCUGCUAUCAUCUUUGGGUUCUGCCAGUCUUGUGCACUGCCUCAAGGCUUUAGGAGGGUCAACUUUUGUAAAUUUGCUGAGAAAACUGACUGUGCAUGGAGUGACAGCCAUGAUGGCCCACCUGGGAACAGCGCUAUUCAUAAAAUCUGUCACAGGCAUGGGGGCAAAUGCUAUCGCAAAUGUCAUCAAGUCACAGGGCAUUGAAAAAGCAGCAGAAUAUAUCAGACUAAAUGACAGAGUAAUUCUCCAUGACAGUAUGCCAAAAAUUCCAGAAAAGGAGGCUCAAGCUGAGGAGGCAAAUAACAGGAAAAGCACUUGCGAUUCAAAAGAAUCAAAUCAGUUUGAUGUGGACAAUAACUCCCAACAGGAAGAAAAUGUGAACAAGUUGGUGUCAAAUCCAACAAUAGCUGAUUCAACUUCUCAGCCUAAAUUGGAAAAACAGCAUGUCCAAGUCAGCACUGAGGCACUCCACAAGUGCCCCAGCAAGCAGUUGCAGAAGGACACAAGUGCCCUGGCACAGCUCACUAAAACCUUGAUGCAUGAUCUUCAAAGAUACAUCAUGGAGCACAAGGAGAACAAAGUCGCAAGACUGCAGUUUGACCGCCUGGCAGAGAACUUCGCAUCCGCCUUACACGACUUCCAAGAGUACCAAAGAGACAUCGUGACGCAGGAGCGGACCAAGUGCGAGGAGAACCGAUGCUUUCUUUCCGGCGACACCGGCACCAGAGCACCACUGGUGGACCAUCACGAACCAUCGACCCUCCAACACGAAUUACUCCUCGACAAUGACACGGAGUCCCUGGAAGAACGACGAUUGGCCAUGCAGAGUCUAGAGCGAGAAAUCCGAGAAGUCAAUGACAUUUUCAAGGACCUCGCGACCCUGGUGCACGAACAGGGCGACGUCAUGGACAGCAUCGAAGCUAGUAUCGAGACCGGUGACCUGAACCUGGUCCGGGGACUGGACGACCUGGAAAGAGCGAGAAGGAAAGCCAACCAGCGCAGGACCCGCAAGGUCAUGAUCUUUGGAACGAUCGCCGGCGUUCUGGCUUUGGUCAUAGUUGUAAUUCCGAUAGGGGCUUGA
Messenger RNA from Notodromas monacha, 2547 nucleotides. Lineage: Eukaryota; Metazoa; Arthropoda; Ostracoda; Podocopida; Cyprididae. The record is from the annotation of a GenBank genome assembly.